AUGUUUGUUCCCUGCGGCGAGUCGGUCUGCGACCUCGCGGGCUUCACCUUCCUGAUGCCGGCAGUAUCCGUUGGAAAUGUUGGCCAGCUUGCAAUAGAUCUGAUUAUUUCUACAUUGAAUAUGUGUAAAAUUGGUUACUUCUAUACCGAUUGUCUUGUGCCGAUGGUUGGAAAUAAUCCAUAUGCAACAUCAGAAAAAAAUUCAACAGAACUCAGUACAAAUGCUGAAGUAUAUUCAUUGCCUUCAAAGAAGCUGGUGGUUCUUCAGUUAAGGUCCAUCUUUAUUAAGUAUAAAUCAAAGCCAUUCUGUGAAAAACUGCUUUCAUGGGUGAAAAGUAGUAACCUUGCCAAAGUUAUUGUUCUUUCAAGCAGUCAUUCAUAUCACCGUAAUGAUCUACAGCUUCGCAGUACUCCCUUUAGGUAUCUACUUACACCUUCCCUGCAAAAAAGUGUUCAAAAUAAAAUAAAAAGCCUUAACUGGGCAGAAAUGGAAAAAAGCCCAUGCAUUCCUGAAAUAAGUGAUUCUGAGUAUUGCAUCCGUAUACCUGGAGGAGGUAUCACAAAAACACUCUAUGAUGAAAGCUGUUCUAAAGAAAUCCCAAUGGCUGUUCUGCUAAAAUUUGUUUCAGAAGGAGAUAAUAUUCCAGAUGCAUUAGGUCUUGUUGAAUAUCUUAAUGAAUGGCUUCAGAUAAUCAAACCACAUAGUGACGACCCCACAGCAUCUGCCUUGCCGUGGAAAAUACCGAGUUCUUGGAGAUUGCUCUUUGGCAGUGGUCUUCCGCCUGCGCUUUUCUGA
Pipistrellus nathusii (Nathusius's pipistrelle) is the source of this 795-nucleotide messenger RNA. The record is from the annotation of a GenBank genome assembly. Lineage: Eukaryota; Metazoa; Chordata; Mammalia; Chiroptera; Vespertilionidae.